Messenger RNA from Panicum hallii, 765 nucleotides. RefSeq lists its product as uncharacterized. The record is from RefSeq and is a predicted model, not a curated record. The coding region runs from base 90 to 584 and encodes 164 amino acids. Lineage: Eukaryota; Viridiplantae; Streptophyta; Magnoliopsida; Poales; Poaceae. The transcript has a single exon.
AGCAGGCCAGCAAGCGAGCGCUCACUCAGAGCGAGCAACCAAACCAGCUGCAGAGCCUAGCAACUCCAGGUGCAGGCAAAGAAGCCAGCAUGGGCAACAGCCUGCGGUGCUGCCUGGCCUGCGUGCUCCCCUGCGGCUCCUUCGACGUGAUCAGGAUCGUGCACCUCAGCGGCCACAUCGAGGAGUACACCCGCCCGGUCACCGCCGGCGAGGUCAUCGCCGCGCACCCCAACCACGUCCUCAGCAGGCCGUGCUCCCAGGGCGGCGCGCGGCGGAUCCUGAUCGUCGCGCCGGACUCAGAGCUGAAGCGAGGGUGCUUUUAUUUCCUGGUGCCGGCAUCGUCGGUGCCGGAGAAGAAGAGGAAGCCGCCGCAGCCGCAGCCGCAGCAGAAAAAGGCACGGCCGCAGAAGACCGCGCCGAGCGCUGCUGUUGCUAACGAGGCGAAGAAGGACAAUGGUGACAGGUACCUGGCGGAGGUGUUGUCGGAGGGCAAGGCCAGCCUGAAGCGCCGCCGGAGCGGCCGUUCCACGGUGUGGCGGCCACACCUUCAGAGCAUCCUGGAAGAGGAUGCGAGUGACUCGUGAGAUCUCAAAUCUCACUCUUUCAGCUCACGUAGCUGUUUCCUCCUCAUCUCAUGUAAAUAGUCAUGGUGGUUGUGCAUGGUCUGCACCAUGUACGGUCUGAUCCUUGAGUUUUAGGUGAGAGGCAAGGCGACCCCCAUUUUGCCUCUCUGAUUUUGCUCCUUCUGCUAAAUUUUUCGCUCUC